CGAGACGGCUUGCGGAAUGCGCGGGACGCGCGGGGUCCGUUUCCACCUUUUGAGCUUCCGAAACCUCACGCGAUGUGGACGGCAGAAGUCCUUCGGGAACCGCGCUUCACGCCGACUAACGUUAACCACUAACCUGCCAAGAGUUGCUUCUGCCCGCUGCAAUCAAUCAUGGAGGAUGGGACAGACGAAGGCGAAUCGCACUCGCCGUCGUCGACGGCUCCCUGCCCGCCCGGCCAAACCCCUGUGCCGAGAGCUUGUGACGCCUGCCGGGCACGCAAAAUCCGCUGCAACCGCGAGUCGCCUUGUGCCCACUGUGUCCAUGCCAAGAUAGAAUGCACUCAUGCCGGGGCUAACAGGCCCCGGGAGAAGCGAAGCCGUAUCCUGUUAACCCACCAGUACGAACAGAAGAUCGACCACAUCGACCGCCGGCUCGAAGGCGUUGUCCGUCUGCUGGAAGAGCUCAAGGCACGGUUGCCGCCUCCCACCGCAUCCGCAUCACCAGCGCCAACAGCAACAGCACCAGCACCGGCAACUGCAACCGUAAUUGUCUCGGCCAGUCCAGCCAGCGCUACCAGCCAUGCCGAGACCCCGGGAUCGGGAUCGGGAUCGGACACUAUAACCACGGGGACGGUGGUCGAGGGCGAGUCGUCGUUGACGGCGCACUCGGUCUUCGCCAACGACUUCCUCCAAAAGGCCGUCAGCAACAAGGACUCGCACCCCGAGAUGCGCGAGCGCAUUGACGCCCUCCGCCAGAUGAUCGAGGCCAUGAAGAAGCAGCCGGCCGCCCGCGAGAUGAGCUAUCCCCACGCCAGACCCGUCCGGCCCGCUGCUCUGGAUGGCUGCGAGCUGCCCCCGAUCCAGAAGACGCUCGAGGUGCUCAAGCUGGCGAAGACGCACAAGCAGCUCGGUGCGUUAUGGGUGCUGGAUCUGUUCAACGCCGAGAACCUGCCCCAGAUCUGUCUCUCGGCUUACAUGGCCGACGACCACAACACAGCCCACUUCAUCACCGCCGCCGUGUCCUUGUAUUACCUGUUUUGGAUCUACGGGGAGCUGUUCAAGGAUAAGCAGGAAGAGUAUCUCGCCCUCUCGCGAGUCUGCCGCGUCAAUGUCGAGACCGCCCUGUCCAACCUGCCACUGCACCUACCGGCAAACGAUGACAUGGUUGUCGCCCUCUCGCUCGGGACCUUCUACGCCAUCGAGCUCGCCAAGCCAUCCCUGGCCUGGAUCCUGUCGGCCAAAGCGUCCGAGCUAUGCCAGUUCCUGGGCUACCACCGGAUCGGGACCUACAAGAACAUGUCUGCGGGCGACGCCAAGCAUAAGCAGUUCCUCUUCUGGGUGGUGUACUUGCUCGACAAGAGCCUCACCCUGCGCCUGGGCCGGUCGUCGACCAUCCAGGAGUGCGACAUCACCGUGCCGCUCCCGUCAACCGACGACCCGGACCAGACGCCCAUCGCCAUCUUCUUCUCCCUCUGGGUUCUGAGCUCCCGCCUGCAGGGCCAGAUUUACGAGCUGCUCUACUGCCCGGCCGCCAUUGCGCAGCCGGAGUCUGUCCGGAAGUCGCGCGUGCAGCUGUUGGAGCAGCAGCUGGCUGAGCUUGGUGCGCUGACGGACAAAGAAACGGCAAAGUGGGAUGCCAAGGUGCGACAAGAAGCCGGCUCCGACAUGGCCGACUUCUUCAUCCUCUCCGACAUCGUCCUCCGUAUGUCGACCACCACGCUGGUCCGCCGCGCCGUGCCCAACCCGCCCGGCUCCCCGACGACCUUCACCGCCGACUGCAUCCAGGCCGCCCGCGAGACGCUGGCCAAGCACCAGGAGUGCAUGGCUGUGGUCGAGCGGAGCCUAGUCGGGCUGUUCUCGACCUACAUGAGCUGGACGAUCCUCUACGCCCCCUUCGUCCCCUUCAUCGUCCUCUUCUGCCAAGUGAUCGAAACCAAAGACCGCACCGACCUCGACCGGCUGCACGCCUUUGUCAGCUCGCUGCAGCUCGAAAAGGUCGACAGCAGCGGCGGCGUGUCCGACGCCAUCGACAAGCUGCGCCGCCUGUUCCAGGUGCUCUACAGCGUGGCCACUCAAUACGUCGAUCAGUCGCACACCGAGGCCCACCAGCCCAGCAUGGAGGUCGAUACCUGUCUUGCCGCCCUGGGCUUCCCUUCCUCUCAGGGGAGUAUUAUUGGUUUUGGUGAUUUUACUAGUGGUACUAGUAGUGCUGCGUUCCAGCGAGGCGUCAACCCGAUGAUUUGGAUGGGUAACGGCGCGCAGCUCGAGGACUGGUUCUAUAGUAACCAGCAGAUGAUGGCCUUUCUGGAGGACGGGUUUCCUGGUGAGGCGGGAUGGGGCGGAGGCGGGUAG
Molecule: messenger RNA, 2349 nt
Organism: Chaetomium strumarium
Lineage: Eukaryota; Fungi; Ascomycota; Sordariomycetes; Sordariales; Chaetomiaceae
Exons: 9
Coding region: 169-2349 (726 amino acids)
Biological process (GO): regulation of DNA-templated transcription; DNA-templated transcription
Molecular function (GO): zinc ion binding; DNA binding; DNA-binding transcription factor activity, RNA polymerase II-specific
Source: RefSeq, a predicted model, not a curated record